UUUGCUGAAAAAAAAGAACGGAAAUUACAAAUUUACCCAAACGAAAUUCCGCACAUCCCAGCGGGUAAUCUCGCUCGCUUCUGAUCCUUGGGAAGGAAGAAGAAGAGAAGAAAAUAUGACUGUUGAAUAAACUCUGUGUCAAUAGCAAGAACCGGACCAUUCGGAUCCCAGAUUUGUACCAAAAACAACUGCAAUUCCUACCGGAAACGAAUCGGAUCCAUUUUAUAGGAUUCGAAUGUGGAUGCGUUGCAGGAGUCGGGUUGGGAGGAGCUCCGGGGCGGGUCUAGUAGUUGAACGUGAUCUCGAUCUCAAGCUCGGUGCUCGCAAGGGGGUAAAGGAGAGUUAUGUUGGUGGAGCCAGCUUGGAAUGCGAGUUUCUUAUUUGCUGGUUGCGCGUGGUGGCCUAGAAGAUUUGACAACCUUUUGGAAAGAUCUCAUCUAAAUCAUGAAUCACAUGAUGCAUUCACUUCUGAGGCUUUGAGAGUGCAUCCAUCCAUGGCUAUUUCCCGUAGUUGUCUCAGAGGGCGGUUUGCGACAUUUCCUUUUGCACUUGUUCUCAGAUGGCUUCUCUUUAUAAUGGAUAUAGUGGAAGCCAUUAUAAAGAUGGAGAUCCAGGCCCAGCAGAUGGCUUCAUCAUCUUCUGGAUUGUGGAAAUCUAUCCUCUACCAUGUGGUAGUAUAUUGUUUGUUGAAGACGAGUCCAGCAAUGGGGAAAGCAGGGGAAGGGAAUGCUUUUGCAUUCCAAGGCUCACCUGUAAGUACAAGGUUGGUCCCGUUAAACCACACCUGCUGAUGCAUCUGACAGUUUUUUGUGGCUGUAUAAAUUUCUUUGUUUGUAGGCUCUUUUAUCUAUUACUUGCUCUUAAUGAGACAUAAAAAACCGAUGGUAGUUGCACCGGCCAAUAUCUAUAGUGGGCCAAUAUUAAAUACACAUGGUAGUUAUUUAAUACACUGUGAAAGUUAAAUGAAAGAUCCUAUGCAAAGUGUUUGCAAAUUUAAGAACUUUGACACUCAGAAAUUUUUGGCAUCUUUAAGGAUUUGAAGUUACUUGUGGCUAUAAAGACUAAUGUUAGGUUUCGCACCAUCAUCAUUUUGUUUAGGGUUAAUCCCCUUCAAGAUUACGAACUUUGAAUGCUUUUGCAAAUACAACAUGAAUCCUUGUUUGUUGCAAUUCAUGCACAAACUUGAAAUCUUUUGAAAGUGUCAAAAUAUCGAUUAUAUUCUUUGUAAAUUCCGGUGAAGCAAAAGGGGGGUUGUUUCAGGGCUUUUUGUUUUGCUCUAUGAAAUGACAUUAUUUCGAACCAUAUUUUUGAGAAGAUAAGAAUUACAGGGACCAAAUUAUUAUUUAAUCACAAAUUAAAGUGACAAGAACACCCUGAUUGUUCUUCCAAAACGAAGUCAUGUCAACCUUUCUUCCACUCGUCCUCCCAAAAAGCUGAAAGUUUGUUUCUAAUAGCUACAGUUAAUUCCAUGCUGUAAUUCCAAAUUCAUUUGAAGGUUUAGUUUUUCAGGAAACUAAUUCUUUCAUCUACAUUAAAUUCCAUUGCAGAGCUAUUAUGUCCCUUCAUCCUUCCCCAUAUUUUGCAUCAGUUGACUUGAGGCAAUUUAAACGUAUCAAGAGAAGUAUCAACUCGAUGAGGGAACAUGCUGAUCUUCGUAGUUCUAUUCAAGAUGAUAUUAGCGCGUACAAUUAAAGAGCAUUUAACUAAUAGUUGCUUUUAUUAAGUAAAAAUUGUUAAUGAUUUCUCUAUAAGGUGAGUUUGUGCAUGCUUCUGUGAGUGACUUUCUUGGAGUGCAACUGUUACGGGAGAGGGCCGCCAUACUUGGAAGCAUAUCUCAUGCAAGACUUAUAAACUGCUGAAUGUAUGUAUCAUGGUAUGGAAUCUGGAAAAUGAAUUAUUUUGAGGUUUAUGAACUGUUGCAGUUAGAAUUAACUAAUUGAUCAGAGCUGAUGUUAUUUUGGUUACUGUUACCUGCAUUAUAUUGACUGAUUAGUCAUUGCAUAAAUUUUGCCUACUUUUUCUCUUGUGGUAUUGGUGACUGGCAUACAUAGUAUCUUCAUAUUAUAGCUUUCAUUGAACAUUUUUUGCUGUCUAUUGACAGAUUGAUGAUGCCAUAAGUCAAGCUCAGGCUACUAGAGCUGUGUUGGGUUCUCAAGCCCUCAAGGGACCUUGUUUAGAGAUGUUCAAAAUGUUAAGAUUUGGGGUGCUGUUGUUGGUGGUUGCUACUGACUUGACUAUGUUGGUAGGAAACCAAACAACUUAGUUGAGGCCUUAAUAAGUUAUGGUCAAUCCAGCUUUAGGAUCUAAUAUGUGAAGUACAAAACUACAUUUUUCCUCAAAUCUUGUAUUGCAUGUUAAAGGCUGUUGAAUGAGCUCUCAAAGCUAUGCAAUCAAGCUGACACUUAUUGAUGGCAUUCGCACAAAGUUUAUAGGUGCUUUGUCAAACUUUUGGCCACCUCUAUACAACAAUCAAAUGUUAUUUUCAUGUAUUCAUGCACACACAAAGAGAGAGAGAGAUAGAUAGAUGGUACCUUCUGGA
This is a messenger RNA of Salvia splendens (bonfire salvia), 2539 nucleotides long. RefSeq lists its product as uncharacterized. Bases 345 to 791 code for a protein of 148 amino acids. NCBI's taxonomy places the organism in Eukaryota, Viridiplantae, Streptophyta, Magnoliopsida, Lamiales, Lamiaceae. The record is from RefSeq and is a predicted model, not a curated record. The transcript has 5 exons.